AUGCGGCCGGAUGGCUGCGGCUCGGACCUGCGGAGGGAGGCCAGGGCGCGGGAGCGAGCACCAGUGUGGCCGCGCCCGUCGGGCCGGGUGCCGGCGCGCCCCGUCCCGCCCGCCGAGCUCGGCCCGCGGCCGCGAGGCCGCACAAUCACGGCCCCGGGGCCCGCCGGCCCGCCGCCUUGCACGUCGCCCGCUCACCUGCCCGGAGCCCGGACACCUGCGCCGCCUUCUCCCGGAGCCUCGGGUCUCCUGGGCGGCCGCUCGCCUACUGGAAACUCAGAAGCUUCAUCUGAGGAGAAGUCUACCCACCACCCACCCGCCCCGCUCGAGAAACCCUUACUUUACGCUAUCUUCAGGGAUAGGCUUGGGAAAGAACGAAAAAGUCAGUACUUCGAGACAAUUCAGUUCUGCUGCCUCACAAAAGUAUUCGUUGUGGGGUAG
This is a messenger RNA of Rangifer tarandus platyrhynchus (Svalbard reindeer), 438 nucleotides long. NCBI's taxonomy places the organism in Eukaryota, Metazoa, Chordata, Mammalia, Artiodactyla, Cervidae. The record is from the annotation of a GenBank genome assembly.